This is a messenger RNA of Hipposideros armiger (great roundleaf bat), 2490 nucleotides long. RefSeq names its product sorting nexin 31 (gene SNX31). The transcript has 13 exons. Gene Ontology annotation, biological process: intracellular protein transport; endocytic recycling. The record is from RefSeq and is a predicted model, not a curated record. The coding region runs from base 288 to 1529 and encodes 413 amino acids. Gene Ontology annotation, molecular function: phosphatidylinositol binding. NCBI's taxonomy places the organism in Eukaryota, Metazoa, Chordata, Mammalia, Chiroptera, Hipposideridae. Gene Ontology annotation, cellular component: early endosome.
CAGAGUGGAGCUGGCACCAGGAGGCUGCGCUGCCCGGCCCCCGAUCCAGUUUGAGGACGCCAAGGGCAAAGGGCAAGCGGGAGCAGGGCCCCACUCCGGACGGCUUGGCUAGCCAGGCUGCGCCCACCGCCCCGGGGCUCCGAGCCGAGCGCUGCGUCUCCUCUGGUCCGGCUCCUGCAGUGUUAGCGGAGCCCGGGGUCGCGGACGGCGCCAGCGCCACAGGCUCGGUUCGUCCGCUGCAACCCCAACCCGGACUCGCGGACUGAGCCUCCGGCACCACCCGAGCCAUGAAGAUGCACUUCUGUAUUCCGGUGUCCCAGCAGCAGCCGGACGCGCUGGGGGGACGCUACACGCUGUACUCCGUGUACCUGGACGGGUUCCUCUUCUGCAGGGUGCGCUACAGCCAGCUACAUCGUUGGAACGAACAGCUGAGACGGGUCUUUGGAAAUUGCCUGCCUCCUUUUCCACCAAAGUACUAUCUUGCAAUGACCACAUCUAUGGCUGCUGAGAGAAGGGACCAGUUGGAACAAUAUUUGCAAAAUGUAACCGUGGACCCAAACAUGUUGAGAAGUGAUGUCUUCGUUGAUUUUUUAAAACUGGUCCAGCUGGACACGUUUGGAAUCACUACCAAGAAAGCCUCUCUGGACAUAUUUCUGCCUGACGGAAGGAGCAUUCAAGCUGAAACUCUAACAUCCGACACUGCUGAAAGAGUCCUAGAGGUGGUGUCACACAAAAUUGGACUAUGUCGGGAGCUCUUGGGCUACUUUGGCCUAUUUCUCAUUCGGUUUCGCAAGGAAGGCAAGCUCUCUGUCAUGAAAAAAUUGGCAGACUUUGAACUCCCUUAUGUGAGUCUUCGAAGUUCUGAAGUGGAAAACUGCAAGGUUGGACUCAGAAAGUGGUACAUGGACCCAUCCCUUGAUUCCAUGCUGAUGGACUGCAGAGCAGCUGUAAAUUUGAUCUAUAUGCAGGCAAUACAGGAUAUUGAAAAAGAAUGGGCCAAACCGACCCAGCUGCAGAGGCAGAAAUUAGAAGCUCUACAGAAAGAAGACAACCAAAGAAAGCUUUUGGAGCUGUCCCAGGAGGUACAGCAUUAUGGAUACAUGCAGCUGGACCCCUGUACCUGUGACUACCCGGAACCGGGCUGUGGGGCCAUCCUUUCUGUGGGCAAGAACGAAAUCAGCUGCUGCAUAACCCUGCCUGAUAACCAGACCCAGGACAUCAUUUUCCAGAUGAACAGAGUGAAGUGCUGGCAGGUCACUUUCCUCGGCACUCUGUUGGAUAUGGAUGGGCCCCAGCGAACUCUGAACCAGAACUUAGAGCUCAGAUUUCAGUAUAGCGAGGAUAGUCGCUGGCAGUGGUUUGUUAUUUACACCAAACAGAUUGAAGUUCCUGAACAAGGCAAAAGUAAAAAAUACCACAUUCAACAAAGUCAGUCGAAAGACUAUUCUAGUUUUCUACCAAGAAAAUGCAAGAUUAAGAUAGCUGAAGUUGACUGUGUUUUGGGGACCAUAAAGGAAGAAGGUCUUUGAAAAGAAAGUCUCAUUUUUUAAAAUGUCCUCUAAGACUGUCUUGACAGUGAAAGAGAUUAGGGGUUGAAAGUGUGCUUCCUACUGUCAAUGAAAGAAAUUUGAGCCCUUCCCUAUUUUUUUGUGACAUUAAGAUGGACCAUAUUCAUCAAGACUGCUGCGAAACUUUGCUAAUCUCAAGAUUAAAAAGAUAUACGAGCCAAAGUUAUACCAUUUGUUUUUAAUGAUUCCUAAAUGACAAGUGGAAAAUCUAAAUCAAUUAGCAUGAAGCUCGUUUUCUCCCACCCCCACCCCGAUAGAUGUUUCCCUGGCUUCAUGAAAUCUUUUAUAUGUUCUGAUAUUACAUGAAUGAAAGGCUCAGUAGAAAACACUAUAAAUACAUUUGGAAUUGAGCUCUGAAGACAUGACUCAUCAGCUGAGGAAAAUGUGACUCUAAGAAAUGGAAUCCUUGAAAAAGAAAUCUGGACUUCACUGAUCCAUCCACAGCACCAGAGCAAGAAGGAGAUGAAAUAUGUAAUUCUGUUUCCUUACGUAAUUCUGAGCCUACCAAUAUGGAUAGUCUCAAGGUAAUAGGCUGCCCAGUUCUCUGUUUCUCCACUGCUGUAUUUGUAUUCUGUCCUUAAGCAGACUGAAUUCAGUUCAAAAAUCAUCAUGCUAUGUGUAUUUUGAAUAUUUUUGUUUUGGAAAGCUAUGGGGUCCUGCAUUUAUUAUCAGAUACCUUACAUGUCUCUUAGCUUUAAAAAUAUGUAUAAUUUUUCACUAGAUUUUUCCUUAUCCAAAUUCAGUUUAUUAUGAUAAUUAUAUGUAGAAUUAAGACUGUAGUAAGGGAGAAGGGCAGAAGAAUCUAUGUAAUAUAAUUAGAUAAAGUGCAAUAUUCUAAUGUUCUUUUCUAACUAGGUUGUGUAACUAAUUAUGUAAUGAAUAUGAAAUAUACUCAAGUGAAUACAGAAUUUACUGAUGAAAA